Eublepharis macularius is the source of this 2648-nucleotide messenger RNA. RefSeq names its product dual specificity tyrosine phosphorylation regulated kinase 2 (gene DYRK2). The transcript has 3 exons. Bases 252 to 2081 code for a protein of 609 amino acids. Gene Ontology annotation, biological process: peptidyl-threonine phosphorylation; peptidyl-serine phosphorylation. Gene Ontology annotation, molecular function: protein serine/threonine kinase activity; ATP binding; protein serine/threonine/tyrosine kinase activity. Lineage: Eukaryota; Metazoa; Chordata; Lepidosauria; Squamata; Eublepharidae. The record is from RefSeq and is a predicted model, not a curated record. Gene Ontology annotation, cellular component: nucleus.
CACCGCUGGAGAAGGAAGCCGAGGACGAGAGGAAGAGGCUGGGGCGGGGGGCAGGGGGCGGCUGCCGCCCGGCGGGCCCGGGCUUGGAGGGAACGGAUGCCGCCGCGGGGAGCGCGGCUGGGCGCUGCUGUGGGCAAGAGGACGACGACGGCGGGCGCCAGCGCUCGGAGAGGCCGGACCGGUGAAGCGGAGGAGGCGAAGCUCGGGAGGCGCCCUGAGAUGCAUUCCCCUCUCCCUCCCUUCCAGCGGCCAUGUUAACCACCAGGAAACCGUCUGCCGGGGCCGCUGGAGCCGGAGGGGCCGCCGCCGCCGCCGCCGCCGCUUCUGGCCCGGCUGGCAGCAGGGGAGGUGAAAGUGCUCGACAGUUGCAGCCUUCCCCGGGGAUUGGAGCCGGGGGGGCCUCGCGGACAGGCGCUGGCACCGGCCCACCGUCCCCGCUCGUUUUGCCGCCGCUCAAGUCCAGCAGCGCCGCCCACACGGUUGGUGGAAAUAAGCACACAAUGAACGAGCACCUGCAUGUUGCCAGCCAUGGGCAGAUCCAGGUUCAGCAGCUGUUUGAAGACAAUAGCAACAAAAGGACGGUUCUGACGACACAACCCAAUGGGCUUACAACAGUAGCAAAAUCAGGAUUGCCAGUGGUCCAAGACAGACAACUGGACAGUGCUCAUAGGCGGCAAGGGAGUUCCGGUUCUUUGAAGUCUACGGAAGGGACAGGGAAGGUGAAAGCCUCUCCUUUGACACCAGAGCAAGCCAUGAAGCAAUACAUGCAAAAGCUAACAGCCUUUGAGCAUCACGAGAUUUUCAGUUACUCUGAAAUAUAUUUUUUGGGUCCAAAUGGAAAGAAGAGACAAGGUGUAAUUGGUGGUCCAAACAACGGUGGGUAUGAUGAUGAUCAGGGAUCGUAUGUGCAAGUACCCCAUGAUCAUAUAUCAUACAGAUAUGAGGUCCUGAAGGUUAUAGGGAAAGGAAGUUUUGGACAAGUGGUGAAGGCCUAUGAUCACAAGAUGCAUCAGCACGUUGCUCUGAAGAUGGUGAGAAAUGAGAAGCGCUUUCACCGCCAAGCUGCAGAAGAAAUUCGGAUUCUGGAGCACUUAAAGAAACAGGAUAAGGACAACAAUAUGAACGUUAUACACAUGCUGGAAAACUUCACAUUCCGCAACCAUAUCUGUAUGACAUUUGAGUUGCUGAGCAUGAACCUUUAUGAGCUCAUAAAGAAAAACAAAUUUCAGGGCUUUAGCUUGCCAUUAGUUCGCAAGUUUGCCCAUUCGAUUUUGCAAUGCUUGGAUGCUUUGCACAAAAACAGAAUCAUUCACUGUGACCUUAAACCAGAGAACAUUCUGUUGAAGCAACAGGGUCGGAGUGGUAUUAAAGUUAUUGAUUUUGGCUCUAGCUGUUAUGAGCAUCAGCGUGUCUACACUUAUAUUCAGUCACGAUUUUACCGUGCUCCAGAAGUAAUCCUUGGUGCUCGUUAUGGGAUGCCCAUAGAUAUGUGGAGCUUGGGCUGUAUUCUAGCAGAGCUCUUAACCGGUUAUCCUCUCUUACCAGGAGAAGACGAAGGGGAUCAGCUGGCUUGUAUGAUAGAGCUGUUAGGUAUGCCUUCCCAGAAACUAUUAGAUUCAUCCAAAAGAGCAAAAAAUUUUGUGAGCUCUAAGGGUUAUCCCCGAUACUGUACCAUUACUACCUUGUCAGAUGGUUCUGUAGUGCUCAAUGGUGGUCGUUCCCGGCGGGGCAAAUUACGUGGCCCUCCAGAGAGCAGAGAGUGGGGGACUGCAUUAAAAGGAUGUGACGAUCCCCUCUUUCUUGACUUCUUAAAACAGUGUUUAGAGUGGGAUCCUACUCUGCGCAUGACACCAAGUCAGGCUUUACGGCAUCCCUGGCUAAGGAGACGUUUGCCAAAGCCUCCAACUGGGGAGAAGAUGUCAGCAAAAAGAAUAACAGAAAGUGCUGGUGCUAUAACAUCCAUUUCCAAGUUACCUCCGACUUCAAACUCGGCAUCAAAACUGAGGACUAAUUUGGCACAGAUGACAGAUGCCAAUGGAAAUAUUCAGCAAAGGACAGUGUUGCCAAAACUUGUAAGCUGAGUUUGAAUAAUCCAAUGCUGAUUUUAAAAAAAAGAUAUUAUGUCACUGAGCCUUAUUCUCAUGAAAAAGUAGCUCAGAUUUCUAUUUUUAUUUGCUCAGUAGCUUUAAACGUUUGUAUUUUUUCAACACUCAACUUACAUGUGUAAGAAAAAUUGGUUUUGAUUUUAUAAAAACAUGGGGACAAUGCUUUAAGUUUUAUACUUUUUUUAAAAAAUGAUUUUUUUUCUCCUUCUGAACAGCAGUUAGCCUUACUAUGAAACUAAUGUGGCACAAUAAUGUGUCAGUGGCAGGCCACUGGUUACAACGCGACCACCAUACAUUAUAGCCUGAUUGGGGGACGGUUUAUAACCUUCACUCCAUGGUUCAUAUUGGCUUUUCCCCGUAGUGAAUCUUUAAUAUUUUCUUGUUUCUGGUUUUUGUUUUAGCAGUGGAUCCUAAUCCUGCAAACAUUUCCCUGCAUUCUUUUGUUUAUGAUAUAUAAAACAUUCAGGGCGUAUGAGUGAGGUCUGCAUGAUUCUUGGUAAAAUGUACAGGGCUUUUUUUCAGGGGGAACGCGGGGGAACGGAG